Molecule: messenger RNA, 1957 nt
Organism: Gastrolobium bilobum
Lineage: Eukaryota; Viridiplantae; Streptophyta; Magnoliopsida; Fabales; Fabaceae
Product: sodium/hydrogen exchanger 1-like
Exons: 14
Coding region: 73-1695 (540 amino acids)
Biological process (GO): proton transmembrane transport; regulation of pH; sodium ion transport
Cellular component (GO): membrane
Molecular function (GO): sodium:proton antiporter activity
Source: RefSeq, a predicted model, not a curated record
UCUACCUGAAAAACAACUUGUUUCCUUGCUUAUGUAAACAACACCAUGAGAAAGGACAGGUACUCAACUUGAAUGCCCAAAAUGGCUUUGUUACAGUCACCCCUCCAUUUUUCAAAUUCAUUUCUCAGCACAAGCACCAUUGUCGCACUCUGCGUAUUCUUUUCCCUCCUCUGUGCUUGCAUCAUCAUUGGCCAUCUUCUGGAAAAGAACCGGUGGGCCAAUGAAUCCAUCACUGCCCUUCUUCUGGGGUUGUGUUCUGGAGUGGUGGUGUUGCUGGUGACCAAGUUCCAUAGUACCAAGAUUCUAAUAUUCAGUGAAGACUUGUUCUUCCUUUACUUGCUUCCACCAAUCAUUUUCAAUGCCGGUUUCCAAGUCAAGAAGAAACGGUUCUUCAAGAAUUUCACAACUAUACUGCUGUUUGGAGUCCCUGGAACAUUUAUUUCAUUCCUUCUCAUAUCUGCUUGUGCCUUUCUGCUCAUUAGAUGGAUUGGCAUUACUAACCUGGGCAUAAAAGAUUACCUAGCCAUUGGUGCCAUAUUGUCAGCAACUGAUUCAGUUUGUACAUUGCAGGUUCUCAGUCAAGAUGAAACACCCUUGCUUUACAGUAUUGUAUUUGGGGAGGGAGUAGUAAAUGAUGCUACGUCUAUUGUGCUUUUCAAUUCGGUCCAAUCACUUGACUUCAGCAGCAUCAAUGCUAUUACAGCCUUGAAAUUGUUGGGGACCUUCCUUUACCUCUUCUGCACUAGUACCGCCCUUGGCAUAGCAGUUGGCCUUUUAAGUGCUUACAUUAUUAAAACACUUUACUUUGGAAGGCACUCUACCGAUCGUGAAGUUGCACUUAUGAUGUUGAUGGCAUAUUUGUCAUAUAUGGUUGCUGAGCUUUUAAAUCUCAGUGGGAUUUUGACUAUUUUCUUCUGCGGCAUUGUUAUGUCACACUACACAUGGCACAACGUUACAGGAAGCUCAAGGACAACAACCAAGCACUCCUUUGCAACUAUCUCAUUCAUUGCUGAAACCUUUAUAUUUCUAUAUGUUGGCAUGGAUGCUUUAGACAUUGACAAAUGGAAAAUGAGCAAAGCCAGCGUAGGAACUUCAGUUGCUGUAAGUUCAACGUUGUUUGCGUUAGUGUUGAUUGGAAGAGCAGCUUUUGUGUUCCCUAUUGCAAACCUUACCAAUUGCAUGCAGACAAGAGAGAGCACCAAACUUGAGCUUCGAUCGCAGUUUAUAAUAUGGUGGGCAGGCCUAAUGAGAGGUGCAGUGACUAUUGCCUUGUCUUAUAACCAGUUUGCACGAUCCGAGGUAACAUCAGAGCGAGAUUCAGCAUUAAUGAUCACCUCUACUAUAGUAGUUGUCUUAUUCAGUACUGUGGUUUUUGGUUCUAUAACAAAACCUCUGAUCGAGGCUGUUCAGCUACGGCAUUCAAAACCACCUAUUUCUGAUUCCACUGAUAAUCUAGAAGAUUUGAGAUCACUAUUCCUUGAAAACAGUGGUCCUAUUAACCAAGGCAACAACAAUGAACCAUGUCACAGGCGGAGUAGCCUACGUUUACUUAUAUCUCAUCCAGCUACAACCGUUCACUACUUUUGGAGGAAAUUUGAUGACAAGUUUAUGAGACCAGUAUUUGGUGGAAGGGGUUUUGUUCCACCGGUUCCUGGUUCACCAUCACCAUCUGGUGAACCAGAGGAUACUUCUUGAAACACAAACAAGCAUAAUGCACUAACAGUGUUCUUUUCUUACUGCAGCAUAUAUUAAAACAUUUUCUCUCUACAGUGCCCUAAGUUAAAUGGCAGAAUUAGAUUUGUAGUUUAUCAUGGCAUGGAUUUUUGAAGGGAUAAUUUUUCAUUUGAAAUAGUUAUAGUGGUGUUUGUAAACAAUGGAUUUAUAUUCUCUGUUAUUUGGAGAGAGAUAUAUGACUGACAAUAUCUGAGUGUGAAGUCAUUACAAUACAAAGCAUGUA